Enhydra lutris kenyoni (northern sea otter) is the source of this 2215-nucleotide messenger RNA. RefSeq names its product polycomb group ring finger 1. Bases 1346 to 2125 code for a protein of 259 amino acids. The record is from RefSeq and is a predicted model, not a curated record. The transcript has 9 exons. Gene Ontology annotation, cellular component: PRC1 complex. Gene Ontology annotation, molecular function: promoter-specific chromatin binding. NCBI's taxonomy places the organism in Eukaryota, Metazoa, Chordata, Mammalia, Carnivora, Mustelidae. Gene Ontology annotation, biological process: negative regulation of transcription by RNA polymerase II.
UGGUUGUAGUGAGAAGGGGUUGAUUUAAAAAUCACUAAUCUCAUAUUUUCUUGCUGCUUAUCCACUCCAAUUAUUCAAAGAUAAAUGAGCAAAAAUGUUUCUUUCAUAGGGUAACUCCCUCCCUUCAAAAAAAUGUCUGCUAGCUCCCUAUUGCCCUUAGGCUAAAGUCCCAGCCCCACGAGGCCUUGCUUCUAUCACUACUCUCAAAUCCACCCCGUGGCCUUCCUGUUCGUCUUUCCAGUCAUUCCCCUUCACUCUGCCUUUUUUUCUUUUCCCACCAUACUUCUUAUCCACGCAUCCCAACCCUAUUCUCUAAAUUGUGCCCACACAAUGUCCCACUUCUUCCAGAAAGGAAGACCGCCCUGGGUGGUCUUCACUGGGAUCAUUCCCUUGAGUCUCCCAACUACACUUGAUGUUAAUACUUCACAGUAAACUUAUCCUUGGUUUUCAGUCCCACUGGAAGUACCUAGAGAUCGCGGUGUACAAGGUCUAGAGCUCCUAAGACUCUCCUGAGUACGGGGCUUACCUAGAGAUCGCGGUGUACAAGGUCUAGAGUUCCUAAGACUCUCCUGAGGGGCUGGGCCUAUGCUACUGCAGUCUCUUGCUGCUUCGGCGUGUCUAUGUGCCGUAGUGUCCCAAUCCUCCUCCCCUCCUCCUUCGGCAUCUGCUCUGCAUUAGUCUGUCCCAGGCCUCCGCAGGCGCCGAUGAUUGAAUCAUCAUCAUUAACAGGGGUCUGCCCCCCCCCCCUCCACAAGCCCCGGCGGCAGGGGAGUGGGGGGAGAAUAAGAGCACUACACCAAGUCCCUGGGGGUCUCUCCCUCCCCGCCACCCUCUCCGAGACUCCGCAAAGCCCGGAGAAACUCCCGCCGUGGAGCCGGGAGAAGGCCUGCCAUUCGGAUGAAGAUCCGUAACGUGGACGCGUCAGCCGACGAGGGCUACAGUACGAGGAAAGGACCCAGGAGGGGUUUCUCUAGCGGGGUCCUGGUCACGGGAGAUCGAUGACCCUGAUCGGCGGCGGGCGGAGACCGCUGGGCCCUUUGGGGUAGAAGGGGGCAGUCUUUUGCUGGCUCCAAAAGUUAGUCCCGGGGUAGGGUAGGGUCUAUUGUGAUGAUUACUACAAGAGCUCUGUGAGAUAGGACCCCCUCCCCACAACCCCCCUCCUUAAUUACGGAUUGAGGAGGGGGAGGGGCCAGUGGGGCUCAGGUGAGCACACGGGGAGAAAGGGACAUGGGCGGGGCCUUACAGAGGGUCAGCGAAUCCGAAAAGACCUAAGCCCUCGUUGCUGGGCGACAAGUCCCGCCCCGCAGGCGGCACCGGAAGUGGCAGGCCGGGAUCAGCCUUUAAGAUGGCGUCUCCUCAGGGGGGCCAGAUUGCGAUCGCGAUGAGGCUUCGGAACCAGCUCCAGUCAGUGUACAAGAUGGACCCGCUACGGAACGAGGAGGAGGUCCGAGUGAAGAUCAAAGACCUGAAUGAGCACAUCGUCUGCUGCCUGUGCGCUGGCUACUUCGUGGAUGCUACCACCAUCACAGAGUGUCUUCAUACGUUCUGCAAGAGUUGUAUUGUGAAGUACCUCCAAACCAGUAAGUACUGCCCCAUGUGCAACAUCAAGAUCCACGAGACACAGCCACUGCUCAACCUCAAACUGGACCGGGUCAUGCAGGACAUCGUGUACAAGCUAGUGCCUGGCCUACAAGACAGUGAAGAGAAACGGAUUCGAGAAUUCUACCAGUCUCGAGGCUUGGACCGGGUCACCCAACCCAGUGGGGAAGAGCCAGCCCUGAGCAACCUCGGCCUCCCUUUCAGCAGCUUUGACCACUCAAAAGCCCACUACUAUCGCUAUGAUGAGCAGCUGAGCCUGUGCCUGGAACGGCUGAGUUCUGGCAAAGACAAGAAUAAAAGCAUCCUGCAGAACAAAUACGUCCGAUGUUCUGUUAGAGCUGAGGUUCGUCAUCUCCGGAGGGUCCUGUGUCACCGCUUAAUGCUAAAUCCCCAGCAUGUACAGCUCCUUUUUGAUAAUGAAGUUCUCCCAGAUCACAUGACCAUGAAGCAGAUAUGGCUGUCCCGCUGGUUUGGCAAGCCAUCCCCUUUGCUUUUACAAUACAGUGUGAAAGAGAAGAGGAGGUAGGGGCCAAGCCCCCGCUACAUCCCUGUCCCCUUCCUUCCCCAGAUAUUUAUGUGAAAUAAACUGUGGCUUUAUUUUUUGAAAUAAAAACUU